AUGGCGAUGUCCCGGGAGCCCCCUGUCUCUGCAGCUGAGGACAUAGCCUCACGCCCCGUGGACAGGCCGUCUCUGCCCGGUCCGCUGCGGUGCCUGCUCACUGAGUCGGUGGAUGACGCAGAGGGGCUAUGUGUCGCCGUGGAGCGUUGUCCUCUGUGUGGGACCUCCCGAAGGAGACUGACCUGCGCCCGCUGUAUCCACACCGGGGACUUCGUACACCUGAACGACCGCGGGUCAGAGAGAUACUCAGAGAAACUGGAGCGUUUGAAGAAACUGAGAGAGGAGAAGGACGCUCUGCAGAUAAGAGUGUUGGAGGCCAUGGAGAAGAAGAUCCACGCCGACCAGAGGGAGUGGAAGGUGAUGUCGUCUAAAGGCAGAAUUCUGCAGCUGAAGGAAGCAGUGUCUGUGACCAAGGAACAACUGAAGAGUGAGUGCUCGUUGCUGCUACGGUCGCAGGACGAGGUGCAGCGGCUGCAACGGCGAGCAGCUCGUCAUCAGGAGAAACGAGACAAGAUUGAGCGCCACAACAGACGCCUCACUGAGCUGCAAGACAAACGGCUCCGAGAACUCACCUCCAGACUGGACCUGCUCAGCCAGUGCCGCAGAGACCACGUCCACGAGGUCUCAACACACAUCUUCACUCUCCAGGAGGACAAGCCCUCCUCCAGGGAGGAGGACCCACUCGCGCUGCCUAGCAACGGAGACUGCUCCGCCUACUACAGCCCAGGCCCCGCUCCCCCUGCCGCAUGCCCCGCCCCCUCUGCACCAGAGACAGAGCUGGAGCUGAACCCGGUCCACACCAUCAGUGCCGCGCUCUGCUACACCACACAGCUCACCACCAUCCUGUCCCACAUCCUAGACAUCAACCUGCCCAAGAAGCUGUGCCACAGUGAGUUCUGUGGAGAAAACCUGAGUCGUUACAGAUUCACCAGAGCUCUGAACAAACUCAACACCAACGUCCUGCACCUCUGCUUCUCACAGCUGGUGGACAGUGAGAAGCUCCAUCCUCACCACACUCUGAGAAACCUCAUGUUCCUGGUGUCUCCUGGAAACCAGCAUCUGGGCAGGACCGGUCCAUUUGAGGUGUACGGGGGUCUUGAGGAGUCCAUGGAGUUCCUGGAGCCAGAGGGAGGACUGGAGGAGAGCGGAGAGGAGACGGUGACUGACGAGGAGACUGACCUGGGGACUGACUGGGAGACUGUGCCCUCCCCUCGCUUCUGCGACAUCCCUUCACAGCCCAUGGAUCUUUCCCAGAGUGCACUGCAGGUGUCUCAGCCGUCUGCUCACUCCGGUGGAAUGAUCUCCUCUGCUGCCGCCUCAGUUACUUCCUGGUUCAGAGCGUACACAGGACAGCGCUGA
Molecule: messenger RNA, 1359 nt
Organism: Knipowitschia caucasica
Lineage: Eukaryota; Metazoa; Chordata; Actinopteri; Gobiiformes; Gobiidae
Source: the annotation of a GenBank genome assembly